This is a messenger RNA of Coffea eugenioides, 528 nucleotides long. RefSeq names its product cytochrome P450 CYP72A219-like. The record is from RefSeq and is a predicted model, not a curated record. NCBI's taxonomy places the organism in Eukaryota, Viridiplantae, Streptophyta, Magnoliopsida, Gentianales, Rubiaceae. The transcript has a single exon. Gene Ontology annotation, molecular function: iron ion binding; oxidoreductase activity, acting on paired donors, with incorporation or reduction of molecular oxygen; heme binding. Bases 1 to 528 code for a protein of 175 amino acids.
AUGCAAGUUCGAGGUCCCCAACCAAAUGGAAAGAACGAGAGAUUGCCUUUUGUAGCCUUUGAAACUCCUUCACUGAAUCUUUCUGGAUUAAAUUCCUUCGCAUAUCACCCCACUGAGGUUUUAAGGUUGUAUCCACCAGUGGCUAUAAUGAGUCGAAGAACUACUCAAGAAACUAAAUUAGGAAAUUUAACUCUCCCGGCUGGAGUGCAAAUCACGUUGCCAAUAAUGCUGAUGCAUCAUGACCCUGAUAUAUGGGGCGAGGACGUGAAGCAAUUCAAGCCUGAGAGGUUUGCUGAAGGAGUAUCACAUGCAACAAAGGGCCAGGUUGCAUACUUUCCAUUUGGCUGGGGACCUCGCAUUUGCAUUGGACAAAAUUUUGCCAUGUUGGAAGCAAAAUUGGCAAUGUCUAUGAUUCUGCAACGCUUCUCCUUGGAACUCUCACCAUCUUAUACUCAUGCUCCUGGAACGGCUACAGCACUAAUUCAACCCCAGUAUGGAGCUCACUUGAUUUUGCAGAAGAUAAUAUAG